AGGGCGUUAGCUUUUGUGGCGCUAGAAUUCAUGAAGCAAAGCCUCAGCCGAUACGCGUGGUUGACCAUGUACUGGUGAUGUACUAGACUUUUCCCAUGCCCUGUUCAUUUCACGAUUAGGCCUAACUGUUGUAGUCAAGAUGUCCGGUGCAGAGUUGACAUUGUACAAUUCCGCGGAAGGAAAAAGAUCCAUAAAUGUUGCACCCGCUUCUUCUACUCCUGGACAGGAACCUUUGGUGGGGAAAGACCAGCACAAGUAUGGCACGGGGAGCCCGGGGACUGCCACCCCACACACUACAGUGUUCAUGGUGGACAAGGAUAGAACUACACAGAUGUCACACGAGGCCAAACUGGGCGCAACAGUCUCCUUCCACAGCAUCAGCUAUGACGUACAAGUGGCCAAGAAGGGAUGCUGCAAGGGUACUGAGCCCAAGAGGAUUCUGAAGGAUGUCAGUGGACUAUUCCGACCAGGUAUGAAUGCCAUCUUGGGGCCUACAGGGAGCGGGAAAUCAUCGUAACCUUCUGAUGUCUUGGCAGGGAGGAAGGAUCCAGCUGGGCUGUCUGGCACCCUGUUAAUGGACAGCAAUCCUGUCCCAGAUAACUUCAAAUGUAUGGUCGGCUAUGUGGUGCAGGAUGAUGUUGUGAUGGGCACAUUAACUGUACGUGAAAAUCUGUUGUUCUCAGCAACCCUGAGAUUGCCCAAAGCAUAUUCUGCAGAAGCCAGGAAGAUGCGAGUAGAGGAAACUAUCCAGGAGUUGGGACUGACCAACUGUGCUGAUUCCAAGAUUGGUAACGAGUUUAUUCGGGGUGUGUCUGGGGGAGAGAGGAAGAGAACUAACAUCGGUAUGGAGCUGAUCAUUGCUCCUCCCAUUUUGUUUCUGGAUGAACCCACCACAGGCCUGGACGCCAGCACGGCCAACGCGGUCAUGCUGCUGCUCAGACGACUUGCCCUGCGCGGGAAGACAAUCAUCUUCUCCAUCCACCAGCCUCGCUACUCCAUCUACCGUCUGUUUGACUCGCUCAUGCUGCUGUCUCAUGGGGAGACUGUCUACCAUGGCCCCUCAGACGAGGCACUCCAGUACUUCCAUUCCAUUGGCCAUCAGUGUGAAGAGCACAACAACCCUCCAGACUUCUUCCUGGACAUCAUAAAUGGAGAUUCCACAGCUGUAACUGGGACAGCCGAUGACCAGCCAAAUGGUAUCCUCACACAUCUCUCCCGUCAAGAAGAAGGUAGAGGGGGCCAUCCUCCAGACUCACCCCAACAUGACUAUGAUGUGUGGAAGACUCUAAUCUCCAGUCAUGAGAGGGGCACUGAUUCUCCUGUUCACUGUGAACUGGUGGGACAGUUCCGAAAAUCCGGGCAUAAACAGAGACUCCAUGAGGAGUUGGACCCAAUCCUGAAGGACUAUGAACAGAGGGUACACCGUGGGGAGGCUAUUAUCAUCCCCAAAGUAGACUAUGCCACAUCAUUCUGGACACAGCUCCGUGUCGUGUCUCAAAGAGCUGUGAAGAAUAUUGUGAGAAAUCCUCAAACCUCGAUUCUUCAGGUGAUUGUCAUGAUCAUAUUUGGUCUGAUCGUGGGAGCUAUCUAUUUCCAGAUUGAGCCUUCCCUUAAGUCAGGUGUACAGAACAGAGUGGGUGCCUUCUUCUUCAUCAUUAUGAAUCAGGUGUUUGGGAAUUUGUCAGCUGUAGAGCUCUUCAUUAAGGAACGGGUAAUAUUUAUACAUGAAAAUGCCAGUGGGUUUUACAGAGUGUCCGCUUACUUUCUUGCCAAAAUAUUCUGUGAUGUGAUCCCAAUGCGUGCUGUACCGGUGGCUGUAUUUUCAUCAAUCACCUAUUGGAUGAUAGGUUUCCGUCCAGAAGUGGGUGCCUUCUUUGUCUACAUGCUGACUUUGUUUCUGACGACGAUGAGUGCAGUCGGCAUCUCCUUCAUCAUCAGUGCCAGUGUCAAAAUCUACGCCAUUGCUAAUCUACUCAUUGCACUCAGCUAUGUCUUCAUGAUGUUGUUCAGUGGCCUACUGGUGAACCUGGAUGAUAUAGCAGACUGGCUCAAGUGGCUCAAAUGGUUCAGUAUCUUUCGCUACGGGCUUCAGGCCUUAAGUAUCAAUGAACUGAAGGAUUUAGAGUUCUGUGAUGCAAACAAUACAAAUAUUUGCUCUCCUGCAGGAAAUGUCUACCUGGAGACACAAGGCAUUGUGUUUGACUCAGCCUGGGACCUGUGGUCAAAGGAAGUAGCCUUGGCUGUCAUUUCCUUCAUUUGUCUGGUUCUGGCUUAUAUCCAACUUGUGCGAAUUAAAAAGUUAAAGUAAGGUGUCGUGAUAAAUGUUUACAGGCAGCUUACAGGCGUCUAUCUGCUGUUUUAAGUACUGGCAGUUUUAUGCCCGCUUACACAAUAACCUUAUGCAAUAGAGAUGUAGAAGUUGCUUGUAAGGUGUGAUGGAUACGGCAGGUAAAUCAUGAAGAUGGUAGCUAAACCAUAUUUAAUGUUACGGGACAUACCCACAAAAGCUGGACUUUCUACUAUGUUGUGAUUCUGGAAUAAUCUUCCAUCCAUAUCAUUUGUUAUGUAAUAUUUAUAUGGAAGUUUUAUUGUAUAGGGUUUUAUGGCAUAGUUAAUUUUUAUGCAGCUGUAUCAUUUGUUAUUCAUGGAAGUAUCCAUAUGAAGAUGUGCAUUAGAUGAGUUAUCCUCGAAUAAAUCGUAUCUAUCAUUUGUUGUGGAGUAUAUCACCGUAAAUCUGUGUCAUUUAUCUUCUGGUAUAUCCACCUGACUGUUAGCACUCCGCAGUAUAUAUUCCAUUUGUCAAAUGAAAGUUUUUUGGGGUUCAGAGGUGACCAUUACAAGUGCUCCGGUGCAUUUUAUGUUGACAUUACAGCUUCGGCCAGGAUUGAAAUCCAUGACAACAAUAAACAUAGAGUGAGGAACAAAUGUCACUGUGGUAAAUUGGCUUGAUCCGACAUAGUGAUAGACUUGUAAAACUUGACCCAGAUUGGGAUAUGUCAAGCUGAAUGUUUGACUGUCUACAAUGGGUAAUAAAGUCAACAACUAUACAAGGGCCACUGUGUGAGUGUAUAAUCUGGGUCAGGUCGUCCCCUGUACAGUAUAGGACUGAUUAUGUGUUAGAUGAACAUGUGUAUAAUCUGGGUCAAGUCGUCACGUGUACAGUAUACGGCUGAUUAUGUGUUACAUGAACAUGUGUAUAAUCUGGGUCAAGUCGUCACCUGUAGAGUAUACAGCUGAUUAUGUGUUAGAUGAACAUGUGUAUAAUCUGGGUCAAGUCGUCACGUGUACAGUAUACGGCUGAUUAUGUGUUACAUGAACAUGUGUAUAAUCUGGGUCAAGUCGUCACCUGUAGAGUAUACAGCUGAUUAUGUGUUACA
This is a messenger RNA of Liolophura sinensis, 3377 nucleotides long. Its product is annotated as broad substrate specificity ATP-binding cassette transporter ABCG2-like. Gene Ontology annotation, molecular function: ATP hydrolysis activity; ABC-type transporter activity; ATP binding. The transcript is spliced from 20 exons. Gene Ontology annotation, biological process: transmembrane transport. NCBI's taxonomy places the organism in Eukaryota, Metazoa, Mollusca, Polyplacophora, Chitonida, Chitonidae. Gene Ontology annotation, cellular component: plasma membrane. The record is from RefSeq and is a predicted model, not a curated record.